UGUAUAAAUUGUCACCUUUAUACCCACUGUCAGCAUAAUAAAACUAGAUAAGAUGGUAGUAUCAGCCUUAUUCCUCAGAAAAAUCAGGGGAAUGGGGAUAGUUUGGUUGAUAUUCCAGCAAGAUGCCUUUAUCGAAUCAAAAGCGGAGGUGAAGUGUUGGUGAAAUAAAUUGGGUGCAUUUUUUGCCUGAAGAUAAAACAGGUCAUGUAAUUAGCAAUCAGCCAUAUCAAGAUGGCCUCUCUUUUGACUCUGAAACUGUCAAAACUUGCCAAGGCAGUGGCUGAAAACCUACCUAAAGUUAGUGAUGCUGGUGCAGCGGCAUUAUCCGGUAUCCCCAUCAGGAAAUCUUCUCCAGUGUCCUUCAGAGACUUCAUCAGAAGAAUAUCACUCUGUGGGUGUCAGGAUGAAAUUGAGCUGACAAUCCAGGCCGAGUUGGCCAGUAUGGAGCAGCUGCUGGCGCUGCCCUCGGCCGAGUGCACGGUGCGCGCUCAGGCACUCAGUGUGGCCGUCUACUGUCACCUGCUCGGCUAUGACGUGCGCUUCAUCUGCAUCCAUGCCAUCACUCUGGCGCAGCAAGGCUCACUGCUGCAAAAGCGAAUGGGCUACCUGGCCGUGUCGCUGCUGCUGAGGCCCACCGACGAGUUGGCCGUGCUGCUGGUCAACACUGUGCUGGGCGACUUACGUAGCGGCGACGUGCUGGUCCUCUGCACCGGCCUCAACAUGGUCUGCCACCUGGUUACGGCCGACAACGCCGCCACCUUCCUGCCGGCCGUGCUCAGCAAGCUCAAACACCGCCAGGCGGUGGUGCGGGACAAGGCGACGCGCGCGCUGCACAGUCUGCUGCUGUGCUCGCCGGAGCUGUUGCCCGGCCAGCUGGAGGCUGUGGAGACGGCGCUGCUGGACCGAGACCCGCUCGUCAUGGCGUCGGCCGUCCAGCUGUGCCUCACCUGA
Molecule: messenger RNA, 951 nt
Organism: Pollicipes pollicipes
Lineage: Eukaryota; Metazoa; Arthropoda; Thecostraca; Pollicipedomorpha; Pollicipedidae
Product: AP-4 complex subunit epsilon-1-like
Exons: 6
Coding region: 232-951 (239 amino acids)
Biological process (GO): vesicle-mediated transport; intracellular protein transport
Cellular component (GO): membrane coat
Source: RefSeq, a predicted model, not a curated record